Molecule: messenger RNA, 1753 nt
Organism: Drosophila suzukii
Lineage: Eukaryota; Metazoa; Arthropoda; Insecta; Diptera; Drosophilidae
Gene: Nmd3
Product: 60S ribosomal export protein NMD3
Biological process (GO): ribosomal large subunit export from nucleus
Cellular component (GO): cytoplasm; nucleus
Molecular function (GO): ribosomal large subunit binding
Source: RefSeq, a predicted model, not a curated record
CGAUAGACCACUCGAUAGCUUUCACUCGCACGUGUUUACAAACCUGUGUUUUCCAUUCCUGAAACGCCAUUGUGAAAUAUCUGGACUGAAGAGAUAUCCGGAGGAUUAAUGGAUCACGAAUACGCUGGCGUUAGCCCGCUGGGCGUCGGGGAGGGCAAGGGCACCGCCUCGAACGCGGUGGUCCUGUGCUGCGAGUGCGGAGUGGCCAUCCAGCCGAAUCCGGCCAACAUGUGCGUCACCUGCCUGCGCAACCAUGUCGACAUCACGGAGAAUAUCCCAAAGCAGGCGGUGCUCCACUUCUGUCGCAACUGCGAGCGCUAUCUGCAGCCGCCCAACGAAUGGGUUCAGGCCUCUUUGGAGUCCCGCGAACUUCUGGCCGUUUGCCUCAAGAAGUUGAAGGGCUUGAAGGAGGUGAAGCUUGUUGAUGCCGGCUUCAUCUGGACGGAGCAGCACUCCAAGCGCAUAAAGGUUAAGCUGACCGUGCACGGCGAGAUCACCGGAGGAACGGUGCUGCAGCAAGUCUUCGUGGUGGAGUUCACCGUCCAGAAUCAGAUGUGCAACGACUGCCAUCGCACCGAAGCCAAGGACUUCUGGCGCUGCCUGGUACAGGUCCGGCAGCGGGCGGAGAACAAGAAGACCUUCUACUACCUGGAGCAGCUGAUCCUCAAGCACAAGGCCCAUGAGAACACUUUAGGCAUAAAGCCGGAGCACGGCGGUCUGGAUUUCUUCUACGCCAGUGAUAACCAUGCCCGGCGCAUGGUGGACUUUCUGCUGACCAUGGUGCCCGGCAAGGUGACCACCUCGAAGCGUCUCAUCUCGCACGACAUCCACAGUAACAAUUACAACUACAAGUACAACUGGUCGGUGGAAAUAGCACCGGUUUCAAAAGACAGCGCCGUUUGCCUGUCCAAGAAGCUGCGCCACCAGCUGGGUAAUCUCUCGCCAUUGGUCCUGGUUAACCGAGUCUCCAGCAGCAUUCAUUUGAUUGAUCCCCUGACCGCACAGAUCGCAGAACUCACCUCGCAGGUGUACUUCAGAGCUCCAUUUGAGGCCGUCUGCAAUCCCAAGCAGCUGGUUGAGUACGUAGUCAUGGACAUUGAUGUGAUCAUGGAAAAGGAUCGCAAGACCUAUCCCGGCCAAGGGCAGGUCUCUUUUAAGCACGCCCUCUGCGACAUUUGGGUGGUGCGUGCUUCGGAACUGGGCAUUAACGAUAACCCCAUUCACACACGUUCCCACUUGGGUCACUUGCUCAAAGUGGGCGACUCUGUGAUGGGCUACAACACGGGCGAGGCCAACAUAAACGAUCAGGAGUUCGACAAACUAUCGCCGGACCUUAUUCCAGAUGUGAUCCUUGUGCGCAAACACUACGACCGCCAGACUAGGCUUAGCCAGCGUGUGUGGAAGAUCAAGCAUCUGGCGGCGGAGGCCACCGACGAGCGCAGCAAGUACGACUACCAUGAGUUCCUCGACGAUCUCGAGGAGAACGAAGAUAUCCGCGGACAGGUCAACAUCUAUCGAGACACCAACAAGACGAUACCCAUUGAGGUGCAGGCCGCUAGCGGAGAUGUACCCCAGAUCACGCUGGAAGAGAUGCUGGAGGACAUGACGCUCGAGUGUGCCGACGACGAAAUGGGCGAGGAAGAAGGUGCCGAGCCGGAGUUGUAGUUCUUGUUAUUUAUCAUAACGCUUUUUUUUACCCAUGUAUGCCCUGUACAUAUUCGCUUAAUCCACAUAAACAACUAGGAAACUUAAA